Etheostoma spectabile (orangethroat darter) is the source of this 5713-nucleotide messenger RNA. RefSeq names its product LARGE xylosyl- and glucuronyltransferase 1 (gene large1). Gene Ontology annotation, molecular function: glucuronosyltransferase activity; xylosyltransferase activity. The record is from RefSeq and is a predicted model, not a curated record. The transcript has 15 exons. Gene Ontology annotation, biological process: protein O-linked glycosylation via mannose. NCBI's taxonomy places the organism in Eukaryota, Metazoa, Chordata, Actinopteri, Perciformes, Percidae. The coding region runs from base 668 to 2938 and encodes 756 amino acids. Gene Ontology annotation, cellular component: Golgi apparatus.
AUGAUUGGACGCUGCAUGCUUGUCAGGAAGAAAGAGCUGCUGUGUUGAGGCCGAUAACUCAGACACAAGCAGGACCCUUGGACGAUACUGGAGUACCUCCGUGGUAGGAAUAUACUCUACUGGACACUGGGAAGGCAUUUUAACUAACCAAGCUUCCGCGGAGCACUGCCCGAGUCUCCCUACUCCUGCUGUCGAGGCCGCCGUGGUUCUGUGUCUCCCCUCCGACAGUGUGUCGUUACCUGCAGGUCACAGUAAUCCGGACCCACUGCUAUUAAUGAGAUUGAGAGGAAACCAACCUGUCUGAGAUUUAAGUUUCUAUCCAGCCCGGAGGAAACAUACAAGCUCAGCUACCAGCUCAGCUGUUGCUGCUGGUAGCUGGGGCUAACAGCUGAGGCUUCCGGACCGGAUAAACAUCCCGAUAAAGCUCCUACUACAUGGACCAAGUCAGCUGCGGACCAUAGUCUCAUUUUGCGCAGGGAGAACUGUUAUGACUGAUCUAUAGCAGCAGUUUUAUAAGCAACAUCGUGGGCUGUUAAUGGAGAUAUAUUUGACUAAGGAACCCUAAAAGCAGCAGUUUGAAGCCGCAGUGCCAUGAAUCAGCCUGGACAACAGCUGUUACCCACAUAGAGGUCACUUUACCUCUCUUUCCAUUACUUCAGUCCAGAGGAUGCUGGGAAUGUGUCGUGGGCGCAGGAAGUUCCUGGCGGCCUCUCUCGCUUUGCUCUUCAUCCCAGCACUCACCUGGCUUUACCUGUCAGUCGGGAGCUUUCAAGUGAAGCCCCUCCCCCUGUCUCCAUUGGAAGUUCAAUCAUCAACGUCAUUGGGCGGAGCUGGCGAGCGGCAAGCCUUAGAGCUGCGAGUUCGGGCAGUGGAGGAAGAGAACCGGGCACUGCGCCGUGAGCUGAGCCGGCCACCCAGGAGCCCGUCUGCACACCUUCCAAGCGCCGGUCACCAUGGCAACCAAAGCAGAACCCAUUCAGAGGAAGGUACCGGUGACAAUGAGGGCCAGAAAGCUGCUUCAGUAGGAAACAGCUCAGACUGUCUGCAGCUACCAGUGGUGGAUAAGUGUGAGACCAUCCACGUGGCGAUCGUUUGUGCAGGUUACAACGCCAGUCGAGACGUGGUGACACUGGUUAAAUCUGUCCUUUUCCACAGGCGGAACCCACUACAUUUCCAUUUCAUCACAGACUCCAUUGCUCAGCAGAUCCUGUCCUCUCUGUUCCAUACCUGGAUGGUCCCUGCUGUCAAGGUCGACUUCUACGAUGCAGAUGAGUUGAAGUCUGAGGUGUCAUGGAUCCCCAACAAACAUUACUCUGGAAUCUAUGGCCUGAUGAAGCUGGUGCUCACUAAGACGCUGCCGUCCGACCUGCAGCGAGUCAUUGUCCUGGACACAGACAUCACAUUUGCCACUGACAUUGCUGAACUCUGGGCUGUCUUCCACAAGUUCAAAGGUCAGCAGGUUCUUGGUCUGGUGGAGAACCAGAGUGACUGGUAUCUGGGGAACCUUUGGAAGAACCAUCGGCCCUGGCCGGCUCUGAGUAGAGGCUUCAACACUGGUGAGGGGUUUGUUCUUCUCCUGGAUCGUCUGCGAAAGCUGAGAUGGGAGCAGAUGUGGAGGCUGACUGCAGAGAGAGAACUAAUGAGCAUGCUGUCCACCUCCCUGGCAGACCAGGACAUCUUCAACGCUGUGAUCAAACAGAACCCUUUCCUGGUUCACCAGCUGCCCUGCUUCUGGAAUGUCCAGCUGUCCGACCACACCCGCUCUGAGAAGUGCUACAAAGACGUGUCAGACCUCAAGGUGAUCCACUGGAAUUCUCCCAAGAAGCUGCGAGUAAAGAACAAGCAUGUGGAGUUUUUUCGGAAUCUCUAUCUUACCUUUCUGGAGUACGAUGGCAACCUGCUGCGAAGAGAGCUGUUUGGAUGUCCCAGCGAGGCUGACCACAACAGUGAGAACCUUCAGAAGACUCUGUCAGAGCUGGAUGAAGAUGAUCCUUGCUACGAGUUUCGUCGAGAACGAUUCACCGUCCACAGAACGCACCUCUACUUCCUCCACUAUGAGUAUGAGCCCAGAUCUGACAACACUGAUGUUACUCUAGUUGCCCAGCUCUCUAUGGACAGGCUCCAGAUGUUGGAGGCUAUAUGUAAACACUGGGAAGGUCCAAUCAGCCUGGCCCUGUAUCUGUCCGACGCUGAGGCCCAGCAGUUUCUGCGCUAUGCUCAGGGCUCCGAGGUGCUGAUGAGCCGCGGGAACGUUGGUUACCACAUCGUCUACAAAGAGGGACAAUUCUACCCAGUCAACCUGUUGCGUAAUGUUGCCAUGCAGCAGGUCAACACACCUUACAUGUUCCUGUCAGACAUCGACUUCCUGCCCAUGUAUGGCCUGUAUGAGUACCUCAGGAAGUCAGUGGUGCAGCUGGACAUGGCCAAUGCCAAGAAAGCUUUAGUGGUUCCAGCUUUUGAGACGCUGCGAUAUCGUCUUUCAUACCCAAAGUCCAAGGCCGAGCUGCUCUCUCAGCUGGACAUGGGCACACUCUUCACCUUCAGGUACCAUGUGUGGACUAAAGGCCACGCACCAACUAACUUUGCCAAAUGGCGGACAGCAACUACGCCCUACCAGGUGCAGUGGGAACCCGACUUUGAGCCCUACGUCAUGGUAAGGAGAGACAGUCCUGAGUAUGACCGCCGGUUUGUGGGCUUCGGCUGGAACAAGGUGGCUCACAUCAUGGAGCUGGAUGCACAGGAGUAUGAGUUUGUGGUUCUGCCCAAUGCUUACAUGAUCCACAUGCCUCAUGCGCCCAGCUUCGACAUAACCAAGUUCCGCUCCAACAAGCAGUAUCGGGUCUGCCUUAAGACCCUGAAGGAGGAGUUCCAGCAGAACAUGUCGCGGCGCUACGGCUUCGCCGCCUUAAAAUACAUGACGGCUGAGAACAACAGCUAGCCACAACUGCAGAUCCUCACACCCCCGGCCCUGAACUACUGACACACUGCAUGGGCUGGGCUGGGUUUGGGUGGGGGGGUUGCACAGGAAAUGGACAGCCCAUGUGAGUCCAUCAAGAUACUUUGAGACUAGAGUCCCGCUGACUUUAUUAGAACGUUUGCCCCUUUUCUGUGUGGGACUACAAGGGUCUUUAUGUCCAUUAUUUGUCCUCUGCUGUGGAUUGGAGAGAUACUCCAGAAGGAGAUCACUUCUGUCAGGAUGUAGAAGCUGUGAAAGACAACAUUAGUGACAGCUAGGGACGGGCCCCGACUGUGUGGACCCUGAGCCCUGAAAUCAGACAGACAGCAGGCAAGGAAAGCAGACAUUCAAUGCCUUGCCAUAUUUGUAAAGCCAGUGACAGAGUUGUGGGCUGCGUGUAACAUUAUGUAUGUAUGAAUGGGUGUGAGUGUGUGUACAUGCAGGUAGAUGAAAAGUGUGAUGGUGUGUUUGUUUCUCCAGGACAGUGUUUAGCAAAAAGGUCAGGGAGAGCUUAAGAGGUAAAGCAUUGUGGGCCUACAUUUUGUUUGCACGCCUUCCAAGUGCCGACAACAAGCAGCAGCAGUCUGAAUGACAGCACGCCCCGACUCAAAUGUGAAUAGUGUGACCAGGCGGCAGGAUAAAGCUGUAUGCAUGUCAACACGGAUUUUAAAAAUCUAAUUGUGAUGAGUGGCACACACUCAGAUACUGAAGCAUCCUUUUUGUAUGACAAGGGAAGUGCAAAGAUGGCUGGAGGUUGUCCAUGCGGUUGAUAUUUAGGGUAUCUUCACAUCAGCCUGAGCGUGCUGCUAGAGAUUGUUUUGUUACAACUACAGAAUCUGACAGCAGCUGGUGCAGUGAAUAUCCCACACAGAGCAGCACGAGGCAAAACACUCAAUCACUGAGCUCACUUUUUACUAUUCUUUCCAACAACCAGUAUUAAUUAUCAGUGUGUUACAGUCCUGACGGAUGGAGCAAGAAGGGUUAGUUUCUCCUCCAUCAGGAGGAUCUGAAGAGGACAGGAAAGAGAGUUUAAACUCUGAAACUCAACCACUUGUUCUAGCUAUUUCCUUCUUACUCUGGCCUCUAGUUUGACAACAGUAGAGUGGCGUCUAAUAACCCUGGAGUGGUGGGUGUUCUCCUGUUUGUGUUCUUACACACCAUCAGGUUGGGUGUAGUGAUCCUGAUAUGGUUUUGAUAUGUUUAGCUGGUUAACUUUUUUAUAAUCUGUGACAGACCAGUCAUUAUCAAAUUAGAACCCAGGGUGAUGCAGGUGUUAAUUUGCAAUGAUGUUCGGUUGGCUCUACAUUAUCCCACUUAUUACACAGUUUAUUAAACGGCCAUGGCCUGAAGUUAACGUUUAUUGGCCACCAACCACAGAGGCAGGUGUUUUUUUAAAUCCAGUAGCCACACUUUUUAACAGCCUUUUUUGCCACAUUAAGUUGAAAUGGAGGAAAUGGACAAGCAUCAUUCUUUAACUUGUUUAAGUGAUGUCAAGUUUUUAACAAAAUUAAUAUAAUUAAUGACUCUUUUUGUUGGUUGCUUUUUUCAGAGGGCCUCUUCACUCCACUUAUGUGCCACCACAUUUUUUAGCUAAAAUCCAAGGAAAUGAGGGACUUGCUUGAAAUGUGAAAAAACAACAUUGGCAACAAAAACUAAUGAAUCACUCAAUUCUCAUUGGCUAACCACCAACAUGACAGGUAGAUUGACAGAAGAACUUCUUCAUGCUACCACUUUAGUUUUAACAAAAACAUUACAACAACUACUAUCAUUAAAGACAAACUCAUUGAUGAAUUGCAUUGUGGACUAUGAGGAUGACAAACGUUUUACCUUCUGUAUGGGCUCCUAUUCACAGAGCUUCCCCUACACAGAUCAUUAAAGUAAUCAGGGAUUGAAAAACUACAACAACCGCUCACUCCGUUGUCUCUAUGAUCAUAUGUGUAGAGAUUGCUGAAGUCGCUUUUUUGUUUAAUGUGCCGGUAGGAAAGAUGGUUAAUUACAGUGUGGCUUUAGUUGCCAUUAUCCCAUGUGAUGUGAGUCCACGUCCAAAGAUUGCUUACUGAUUUCCAUCCCGUUCAGUCACACAUCUCCUGCCACUUUCAUGCCCAACAAAUAUAAUCAAUAAAAAAAUCACAUACAUAAUUUGAUACACUUGAAAACGCAGAGGACAGUUUUGUUAAAGUACUAUUUCCAAGGUCAAGAAUGUACUUUAAUUCAAAUGAGAAGUUGUAAAAAGCUUGCAUGUCAACAAAGUCAUCACCGUGACAACUGAGCAUCCUCCAUGUGAUAAUGAAAACCAUGAAAUAUGAUUAAAAGCUUAAUUAAAAAUUGCAAGUGGACCUUGAGUUGGAAUUGUUUUGUCAAACAUUUUACACAGUCAGGCUGGUUGUUAUUCAUUAUAAGUGCAUGUGAAAAUGUUAAAGGAAAAAUAGUAGGAUACAUUUUCUUAUUUUGAAGAUGCAUUGUGAAACUAGAGGCCGCUCUCUCUCUAUUGCUCUCACUCUCUCUCUCUCUCUCUCAGUCAUGACAGCAGUCUCUCACUGUGUACAGGAAAGAUGCCAUAGGGCUUGGUGUAGUGUUGUGUUUGCGUGUGUGUUUGUGUGCCUGUGUCUGAUUGUACAUUUAUGUUCAGUAUGUAGUUGUGUGAAGUUUGACUGUUCUGAACGUGUGUGGCGUUGCCGGGCUGGAAUUAGCUGCAUUGUGUAAGUAGGACAGUGCUGACUGAUGCUGCUACCUGAAUAAAAGCAAAAACUCAAACAC